AUGAUGUUUCGUCGUCUCUCCGCGGCCUUCAAAAUUCGUGAUCUCGGGACUCCGGGAUUCUUUCUUGGCAUCGAGACACUGGCACUUGAUGGUGGUUGCCUCCUCUCGCAAAAACGUUACAUGGUUGAUAUCUUAAAUCAGGCUGGUAUGUCAGACUGUAAGCCACUCACAACACCAGCCAUGGUUUCUCACGUUAACAGUUCCGCAUCCCAGCCAUAUGACAAUCUGACUCAGUACCGCCGUAUUGUUGGCGCCCUACAGUAUCUCACGAUCACGCGUCCGGAUCUGUGGUACGCUGUCAACCGCCUCUGUCAGUUUAUGCAUUCCCCUACUAACGACCACUGGGGCCUUGCGAAGCGGGUGUUGCGGUACGUCAAGGGAACUCUACGUUAUGGUUUGCGUCUCUCCCCCUCUUCUUCCUCGGCCAUUCAUGCUUUCUCGGACUUUGAUUGGGCAGGAUGUCCACACGACAGGAAGAGCACCAGCAGGUAUGCAGUGUUCUUAGGAGACAACAUCAUCUCCUGGCUCUGUCGGAAGCAGCGCACAGUGGCCCGCUCGUCAACUGAGGCAGAAUAUAAAGCCUUAGCCGAUGCCUCGGUUGCGGUCACCUGGGUUGUUUCACUACUUCGAGAACUUGGGCUGCACUCCGCACAGCCGCCAUCUCUGUGGUGCGAUAACCUUGGCGGCACCUAUCUUUGUGCCAAUCCAGUAUUUCACGCCAGAACUAAGCACGUUGAAAUAGAUUUUCAUUUUGUUCGGGAUAAGGUCGCUUCUGGGGAAUUUAUUGUCAACUUUGUAUCCACCAAGGACCAACUCGCAAAUAUCUUCACCAAACCGCUUCCAGGACCGCGUUUAAAUAAUAAAUAA
This is a messenger RNA of Ipomoea nil (Japanese morning glory), 867 nucleotides long. RefSeq lists its product as uncharacterized. The record is from RefSeq and is a predicted model, not a curated record. NCBI's taxonomy places the organism in Eukaryota, Viridiplantae, Streptophyta, Magnoliopsida, Solanales, Convolvulaceae. The coding region runs from base 1 to 867 and encodes 288 amino acids. The transcript has a single exon.